Bufo bufo (common toad) is the source of this 5740-nucleotide messenger RNA. RefSeq names its product ERBB receptor feedback inhibitor 1 (gene ERRFI1). The record is from RefSeq and is a predicted model, not a curated record. The transcript is spliced from 4 exons. The coding region runs from base 721 to 2073 and encodes 450 amino acids. NCBI's taxonomy places the organism in Eukaryota, Metazoa, Chordata, Amphibia, Anura, Bufonidae. Gene Ontology annotation, biological process: negative regulation of epidermal growth factor receptor signaling pathway; regulation of keratinocyte differentiation. Gene Ontology annotation, cellular component: extrinsic component of cytoplasmic side of plasma membrane.
GGAUAAAUGGAAGAAAGCAGAAGAAGGAAGGAAGGUAGGAUAAAUGGAAGGUAGGAAUGAUAAACGGAACAAUAAAUGCUAGAAAGGAAAGAUAAAUGGAAGGAAGGUAGGACGGAAGAAUGAAUUGAAGAAAGAACAAGAUAAAUGGUUGGAAAGAAGGAUAAAUGAAUGUAUGAAAGGAAGGAGAAAGAAAGAAAGAUUGGGAAGGAAUAAAGAAAAAGAGGAAAGGAAAGAAAGUUCUUCUUUUCUGUUUGGACACAUAGCUGACACUUCCUAUUCCUUGCUGUGUCGGGGUCUGCAGCCUCUCUGAUACGAUACAACACAUACACACAGUGUUCUCUCUUCGGACCCCUCCCCUGCCCUGGAUGUUGCCCUUUUAAGAAGCUCAGCCUAGUGGUAGGCGUCCUGCGUGACGUCACCGCCCAGCCCAUUCAUAUAACCGAGCUCCGUCUCGCAGGCUGGAGGAAUUACACACGGACUGGUGGAUGUGGCGCCCGGCACGCACAGGACAUAACAAGCAGCGCUCUGUACCGCAGGAGAACCGCCUGGAAUGAUCAGGACUCUAGAACCGGAGCCCCCAGGAAACGCGUGUAUCCCCCCGGAGAACUGAAGAUGAGCUGAGCCCACCCUGCGUGCACAGUUAAAGGAAUGACAGCUGCUCAUAGAUCCCAUGUCUGGAGCUCUUUGUGAAUAGCUGAUGUCUACAAGGAACAAGACACAAUGACAACAGCUGGGCUUGCAUCUCAAGACGUUUCAUUGAAAAACAGCUUUAUGCACAGUGCACAGGGUUUAAUGUGCGGCAAAUCAUGUUGGGCAAAUCAUAACGAGUAUGAAAAUACAUUCUAUGGGAUGGAUUCUAUGCCCUAUGUUAUAAAAUCUUCCGCUCAACAGCAAACUUCCUGUAUUGGUCAACAUUCUAGGUCAGCCACCGUGAAUGGACAUUGCUGCUCUGAAAACUGCAUGAAGAAAUCUAACUUUCUUCAUCUUGGAAUGCCUAUCAUAGAACAUUCUACAAACUGUGAAGAUGACCAAGUUGUUCCCUCCUUUAAGAAACUGUCAAUGAAUGGCGUGGUGGAAAGGACCCCUCCUUCAACGCCUGUCAAAAGUGGGCCACCACAAUUUUAUGCAAUUCCGUCUAGUGAUCGGAGCUCUAGGCCUUUACCGCCUCUACCAAUUUCGGAAGAUCAUUCUUUAGAUGAGGCAGAUAGUGAAGUUGAAUUUCUUACAAGUUCCGAGACUGACUUGCUCAUACAAGAUGGAAGACCUUUGGCAUUUAAAUAUGGUGUUCCAAGCAGACGAAGCUUCAGGGGAUGUGGGCAGAUCAAUUAUGCCUAUUUUGAGUCAGUAUCUGCACCCAAAAAAGCAGAUGAAAUCCCAACAUGUCAAGAGAAUGGAUGUGUACAAAACAUAAAACCUCAGAAACCUGAACAAUGUCACAGGAGACUAAGAAGGUCUCAUUCUGGGCCAGCUGGAUCAUAUAAUAAACCUACUAUUCGGAUACAUGCAAACAGGACUUCUCCUAAUUCAGAUGAAGACAAACCUGAAGUUCCACCUAGGAUUCCAAUACCUCCUAGGCCAAUAAAGCCAGAUUACAGAAGGUGGUCAGCAGAAGUUUCCUCAAACACAUAUAGUGAUGAGGACCGACCUCCGAAGGUACCACCAAGGGAACCUUUGUCCAGGAGCAACUCUCGUACACCAAGCCCAAAGAGUCUGCCUUCAUACCUCAACGGUGUAAUGCCCCCAACUCAGAGUUUUGCACCAGACCCAAAAUAUGUUAGCAGUAAAGCUCUUCAAAGACAAAACAGUGAAGGCUCUACCAAUAAGAUCCCUUGUAUUUUGCCUAUUAUAGAAAAUGGAAAGAAGGCCAGUUCAACACAUUAUUAUCUUUUACCAGAGAAGCCCUCAUACCUUUAUCGAUAUGAAAAGUAUUUCACAGAAUCUAAAGACGCUUGCUCUGAAUCAUGGUCUAGUGACAGUAGCCUAUCUUCAGCUUCUACAAAGCCAGAUGCCAAGGCUAAAUUGGACAAUAGCCAUACCAAGCGUAAAAACUUUCAGGAUGUAGUUUCUCUGUAACGUAUGGAACAUACUGCAGGAUGUUACUUUAUGCCUAUAUGGCUGUUUCAGAGGUAGGACAAACUGAACUAAAGAAACAAAGACUAAGGUUACUUUCUCAGUUCUAAGUGAUCCUUUCCAUUUGCCAUAAAGCAAAAACUGAACACAUAUAUAUGGAGUCUAUCAAUGAUCUCCUUAUUAAAAUAAUGUGAGGUAUAAUUUUGUAAUUGUGUCAAUGUGAUGGGUGGGCGAGGCCUUAGUCACUGCUGAACAGUCCUGUACUGUAGACCAUAGUAAGAAAAGUUUGAGCAGUUACAUUUGAAAAGACGACCUUGUGACUGUCUACUGCUGAUAUUGUAUGAAAAUUGAAUGGUUUUGGGAAGAAUAGUGCAGUAUUUGUGUAUCCUACUUUUUAACCUUCCUCAAAAGUUUGCCUCUUAACUUGUCUAAACAUCCGGACUUAAACAUAGGCUGAAGCGCAACAAGCUGCUAGCUGUGUGUUCUGUUAGAUUAGGACACCUUUUUUCAUUUUAUUGAUUUCUAGAUAGUAAAAAAAAAAAAAAAAAAAAAAAAAAAGCACAAACAAAUGUAAUUUCUGAGAUGUUCUGAAUGAGAAAUCUUCCUAUUGACUUGUCAACCAAGCUAAAGGUAGUGGAGGCAACCAAUUUGAGAUGGGGUUGUCCAUACCAACCUCUAGUAGGACCAAAACCGUCAGUAAAACCUAUGACGCCACUAAGGUCCACUGAGUGCCUUGUGUGUCUGUCACUGGUUUUCAUGGGCUAGAUUCUCAAGGCAAGUGAUUGACAAAAUGGCUGCCUCUACUAUGUAGAUGACUGGAACGAAUAACUUUUGUUCAUAUACUUGGAUUCAUUUUGUCAGAUUGUGCUUUGCCUUCCUCUUAUGUUCCAAAGAGUGAAAUGAAGAAAACCCAGUGUUCUUUGUAGUUCUAGUGAAGUGUUUUAUUCUAGAUUGCCAGUAAGUUCUUUCUGUUUGUUCUUUUUCACUUUUCUAAUAUAUUAAUAGAUCUGAAGCACGAGCUGGCCUUGUGUUAAUGCUAUCUAUUCAGUAUUUUUUUUUUCCUUGUGCGUUGAAUAAAUCUAUAACAAAUAUCAUAAUAGGUAGUACAUGGCACAAUCGCUCUGCAGGAAGUUAUGCACAAACUUACCGGGAGUGAGUGACAUGGCAUCAAACUUUUUGCCAAGGUCAAUAGAGGAGUCAGAGUGCGUGGUAGUAUGUACAGUCUGUGUGUACACAUGUAUGGAUUUUUAUUUUAUUUUUUUCCUGAUCCGAAGGACUCUUUGUUUCAGACAAGCAGAGAGCUAAAAAUUGUAUGAGCAUAUAAUUGAUGUAUUGUAGAGGACAGAAAAGUAAUGUACCAUUGAGCAGGCCAAUGGCACUCUCAUCAACAAUGCUUUACAUUAGGUGUGUCAUACAGGGUGUCCAAUUGAGAUCCAAUGAACAAGUCUGAAAAACGGACUACUGUAAUAUUUUGGUUCUGAUUUAUAUUACACUGGGCUAUAAUUUCAACUGCGCAGGCCCCUGGUAAUGGCUGGGUGAGCUACAAACUGUGACAACUGAAAUGUGCCCAUUAUAGUUGUCACUUUUCAUCCCGCUCCAUCCCCCAGAUACACAGCAUUGAUUGGGAAUUAAGUUCUCCGAACCUGGGCAGAAAACUCAUCCGAGUUCCAAAAAUAUUCCUUACCAACCGCAUUGGAGUCCUGAUUUGGGGCAGUGAAAAGGCAAUUGGGUUUUUCGGUUCAACGGGCCCCUAAUGCUAUGUAUCAUAACUCAUAAUUAUUGACAGUCUUCCAAAGCUUAGCUAAAAAGUACCGCACUUUUUUUUUUUUUGCUUGUCAGGUUCCAAAAUGGACGGGGUCACUGACUGCCAAUAGUGAGGACAUGCCUGCCCAAGUUGCAUGUGACCCCAGAGUUAUGUCAUUUGGAAGACACGUCACUGCUGUGUCAAGUCGGCUGCAGUGGAAUUCGUGACCUUCAUUAACUCCAAAAGUUGACAAGCAGGGAAUCGGAGUGUUUCAAACCGAAACGCCGGGGCGCCGGUACUUAAGCUUCCGUCUAUUAAUCCACUGAGGAAGGGGGCUGCUAAAAAUUAAUUCAAAUCUGGACAUCCACUUUAAAGUUCAGCUGAGCCUUUUACAUGCACAAGAGGCAGCCAUCUUGACUUGUUGUUCAAUUAGCUAUUACCAAGAUUAAGAAAUCUAUUCUAGUCGCACAGAACCAGUGAUAUCACUGAGGCACCUCAUUGCUGGUCCUAAGUGAAGUAGGCAGCAUUUCGGAGUAAAUCAACCUGUCCAGACAGCAGAGUGGUCCAUAUACAUGGACCUGAAGGUGAGAUGAUUGAGUAGUGGUACUGAAGAAACCUAAAGAACCAGAGAUCCAGAUAAAAAGUAGCAUGUAUUUAUCUUGUCGUAUAACAUUGUUCACAGACAAAAUCUUCUCAUGCCAAGACAAACACAAGGGUAAGCAGAAAGACACAAGCCAAAAUGUUGCUAAAUAAUUUUUUGGGUGAAAUAAAACCUAGAAGUUAGCUGGAAGCUCUGACGCCUCAAAUUUCUUCAAUUCUGCAUAUUGGUGAUCAAGUGGAAGGCAACAUUGAGUUUAGCACGGAAGAUUACAACUGGUGCAUGGGACUGAAAUGCUUCACAAUGAAGUAGUGGUGUAUUUUGCUUAUAUUUAACAGAGCUGCAUUAAGAGGUGACCAUCAUGUGGUGACCACUAGUAGGCCCAUAUACUGUAGACAUUCUAAGGCGGCCAGCAAAGUUUAGGUACCUUCAAGCUCUUCAUCCCUGAACUGGCUACCUAUGGUGUAGCCAACGUGUACCAUGAACUUAGACCUAAACCAAGACACCCAGCAGUAACUGACAUAUACCAGGAGUAUUAAUUCAGAAACCACAGUAGGACAGUGGAUUAUCUUCAAUCAGGCUACCAGAAGAUUUAUGUUUGUGCCUUUCUUCUUUUUUUUUUUUCUUUUUUUUUUUACAUAAAAAGCUUCUUUCCUCAUCUAUUUUAAAGGCUUUUCCAUAAUUUUUAAAAAGUUUAGCAAAAACUGAGAUGUGUUAGCAGUUUUCAAUGUCAAUCUUGUACAGGGAUGGGCAUGCUCCAAGUCUAAAAUGGUGCAACACCCUCUCCCAAGGGCAGAAGGAGUUGUGUCCCUAUGAGCGCUUUUUGAUAGACUUCCCUGUUUUUAGAAUGUUAAUAAAGGAAAGGAGGUGCUGCUGGGGAAAAAAGAUACAACACUGUUGGGAAGGUUUAUAAAAGCUAGGGCGAGACUGAACAGUGGUGUUGCUCAUAGCAACCAAUUGGAUGACAACUGAUUUGUCUACAAGGGACAAUGAAAGCAGUAACCUGAUUGGCUGCUGAGGGUAACCCCUCUGACUUAGUUUUGCACUAGUGUUUAUAUAUCGGCCCCUGUAUCUGCCUCUUGAUAAUCCAGUGAUACACAUGCUGUUUACAGUUAGAAAAUGAUGUAUAAUUAACUAUUUAAGUUACAUUUUUUUUUUUUUUAAUACAGACUAAAUGAAGGUAUAAAUAUUAGCAUAAAAUGCACUGAUAUUCCGGCAUAUGUACAGUAUUUGACAAAGAAUGAUUCUGUUCAUUUUGUUAUUUUUGGAUAAUACUGUGUGUUAUCAUGUCUUUGAAAUUAAUAAAGCUAUAAUAUACUUAUUUAUGA